AUGGUAGGACAGAUAGAUGAAAAUUCUAUCAAUGAAUCUAAAUUAUCCCUGUGUCAGUUUGCUGUUCCUCUGCUGCUGCCCAACCCUGAAACACAGCAAUGCACUCUGAUGCUGUGGGCCAUGAGGGACAUUGUUAAGCAAUUUAUACCUCACCCUCCUGGUGACUCAAAAGAGUAUGUGGAGAAAAGUAUUGUAGAGACUGAGCUCCCAAUGGUGUCUUUUGUUAGAUUCAGAGAUAGCAGCUUGUCAAAGUCUAAGGUUUUAAAUGAUCUCAGUAAUUCCCAACAGACCCACAACACAUUUGUUCACCGUAACAUGAGAGCUGGGAACAUCCCAAAGACGAUAUCUGAUGGUUUAGUAGAAAUAAGCUGGUACCUGCCAAGUGGAAUCCCGAACAUUGACGUCUUCCCUGAACCUGUGGCUGUAGCUAAUCUUCGUGGAGAUAUUGAGGACUUUCCAACCCAGUUCAAGUUCCUCUGUGAAACAUCAGCUGCAAUGUUUGUGUUUUGUGAUGAUCUGGAUGUCAAAUGUAUUCCAGACCUUAGUCAACUGAAACUGCAACUCUUCAUUGUCUGUGACUUUCAAUCUGGUUUAAAGAAAGAAGCUGCAGAGUUCCAGAAAUACAACGUUGAGAUUAUAGAAAAGAGAAAAAAUAUGAAUGAAGCAGAACUUGUGGAUAAGAUUUGUUCUGAAGUGAAAAAGGUCUUGAAAUCAGACCACCUCAAAAUUAAAGUGGAGAGUAUGGUGGAUGUUGCAUCUCAGUUGUCUAUCCCAGUGGAUGAAGAAUGCAGUCCUUGUGACACAGCAAAGUAUAGAGCAGCCAGAGUAACAGAGAACAUCAAACUACCUUUACAAGGGACAACUUGGAAGGAACUCACUAGACUGGAGAAAGAACAAUGCAUACUUAAAUUAGCAGGAGAUGAAAAACAUGAAAGCAAUAAGACUGAACAAAGGAGGGAACAGGUGAAAAUUGGCAUGAGUGACAGCGUCAAAUGGUUCAUUGAGGGUUUGAAAAGUCCAGAAGAAGAACGAUCUUAUUUCCUCAAGUGGAUGAAGAUCAUCCUGGACAACAUAUCAAGAGCAAAACAUUCUGAACUUAUGAAGAGAGACCAAAGACAGGCAUUUCCUGAGGGUCACCCUGACACCAACAUGAAGGAACUUGUUGACAGAUCCUUGGGAACAGAACACUUCCUGAGAGAAGUUGGUCAGCUGUAUGAAGCAUCUAUGUGUGUUCCUGAAACCACUGACCUUAAACAUCAACUUCAAGAACUGCCAACAAUCUGUGCUGAUUUAAUGUUGGCUGGCUUUCCAUUGGAACUCAUGGAUGGGGAUGUGUCUAACAUCCCAAUGAGGUGGGUAACCGAUGUCCUGAAAGAACUUGACUCUCUCAUCCAACUCAAUAACAAGAUUCGAGUGGUUACAAUUCUAGGGUCCCAAAGCUCAGGGAAGUCCACUCUUCUUAACACCAUGUUUGGUGUUCAGUUUGCUGUCAGCAGUGGAAGAUGCACCCGAGGAGCCUUCAUGCAGCUCAUCAAGAUCAAACAUGAGUUCAGAGAUGUGAUCAAAUGUGACUUCCUAAUGAUCAUCGAUACAGAGGGUUUGAAGGCUGCACAGUUGUUAGACUUAACUGACAACUAUAAACACGAUAAUGAGCUGGCCACGUUUGUGGUAGGACUGAGUGACAUAUCCAUUGUGAACAUUGCUAUGGAAAACCACUCAGAUGUGAGAGAUCUCCUGCAGAUCGUAGCUCAUGCCUUCCUCAGGAUGUCUCAGAAAGAAUCAGGGAAGAAGCCCGGUUGUCUGUUUGUGCACCAGAAUGUGCCGGAUAUCUCUGCUCCUCACAAAAACCGUAGGGAUCAGAAGCUCCUUUUAGAACAGCUCAAUGAAAUGACAAGCGUUGCAAGCAGGAUGGAACAUUUGGGUAAAGACUUGGUAUUCACUGACAUCAUCAACUACAGAGCAGAGGACACCUGCUACCUGCCAGGUCUGUGGUAUGGAAGUCCACCCAUGGCUCCAGUCAAUCAAGGCUAUAGUGAAGGUGUGGCCAAAGUCAAGAGCUAUUUAAUCCAAACAUUUUCUAAUAAAACCGAAGCAGCAGAAACAUUGCUGGAUUUCAGCAAGUCUGUGAAAGAUUUAUGGGAUGCAGUAAAGUGUGAGAACUUCCUCUUUAACUUUCGCAACAGCCUGGUGGCUGAAGCAUACAGCAAGCUUAGUGCAGAGUUUAGCAGUUGGGAAUGGGACUUCCAAAAGCCGAUUUCCAUUUGGCUGUUGGAGGCAGAAACUAGAGUGGCAAACUAUGGUUUGAUUGACUCUCAAGAAGAGAAUCUCCUUGACAAAUUUGCAGAAGAGUUAAGAACUGAAGCUAACCUUCAACUUGAGAGACAUGGAAAUAUUUUUGUCAACAAAGUGGCUGAAUACUACAAAACAGGUGCAAAUUUGCGACUGGUUGAGAAGUACAAGAAUGAAUUCCACAUUGAUACAGAAAGCAGAAAGAGGAGGAUGGCCAAGACAGUGGAGAGAAGAUUAGAAGUUGCUGUGGAUGUGAGAAAAUGCACAUUUGGAGUAGACAGAAUUACAAAAAACAAUAAAACUAUUAUGGAGAAAAAUGUUUCUGAACUUGUUGAGUGUUGUCGAGGUAAACAGAAAAUGACCGUAGAGCAAAUCGAACAAGAAUUUGAAAAGAUGUGGACUGAAACUUCAGAACAGCUCUCAUUUAAAUGUCAUGAGACUCAAAAUGUUCCAGCACUGAUCACCACUGAUCUUCAUGUUAACUUGACAAGGGAAGGUCCCAAAGUCCAGGAGAUGCUAAAUAAAUCAAAGCCUUUAGAGAACUGUGGGAAAGAUGCAUUUAAAGUGAACAGGGAACACAUAAUUAAGAAGCUAUUCAAUAAGAAUUUUUCAAAGAGCACUUUUGAGACUGAAAAGGUUCAAGACAUGGCCAAUGACACCAUAAACCAGUGUCUGACAUUUGUAGCAGGAAAGGUGAAAGAAAAAACUGACUACCACCCAGCUCACACCAUGGAACUACUGGAAUUAAUUGAAAAUAACCUGAAAAAACACUGUGAGUUGGACAUAAGUCCUAAGAUUGCUGCAGCUCUGAAAAUACACAUCUGUGGGCAUGCAGCGAGGGAAUUUCAGAGCAUGCAUGAAGCUUUCAUCAAAGACAAAGACCCAGAAAGAAACUUUUUGGCGUUGAAGCCCCAGUACUGUAAUGACUUCAAAGGCCUUUACUACCAGAAAGAAACGAGGAAAGAGUACAAAAGAAAGGCCAAAUAA
This is a messenger RNA of Osmerus eperlanus (European smelt), 3276 nucleotides long. Its product is annotated as up-regulator of cell proliferation-like. Lineage: Eukaryota; Metazoa; Chordata; Actinopteri; Osmeriformes; Osmeridae. Bases 1 to 3276 code for a protein of 1091 amino acids. The record is from RefSeq and is a predicted model, not a curated record. The transcript has 2 exons. Gene Ontology annotation, molecular function: GTP binding.